This is a messenger RNA of Oldenlandia corymbosa var. corymbosa, 1080 nucleotides long. Lineage: Eukaryota; Viridiplantae; Streptophyta; Magnoliopsida; Gentianales; Rubiaceae. The record is from the annotation of a GenBank genome assembly.
AUGUUGGCCUUUCUUUGGUUAUUCCUCCUGGCUCAUGAAAGAAUUAAUGCAGCGGCCGAGGCACAAAAAUUCAGCGCAAUGUUUGCAUUUGGUGAUUCAUUAAUAGAUCAUGGGAACAACAAUUAUCUUCAAUACUCAUUAGCAAAGGCGAACUAUGUGCCUUAUGGUGUUGAUUUUGAUCAAGGAGUUCCUACUGGGAGAUUUUGCAAUGGAAGAACCAUCAUCGACUUCUUGGGAGAAUUAUUGGGGUUUCCGAUGCUUCCACCGUAUACGGCAGCCACAGGGAAAAACAUUCUCAAGGGAGUAAAUUACGCUUCAGCUGCAGGAGGAAUUCUUGAUGAGACUGGACGAAACCUAGGGCAAAGAUUCAGCUUAACAGACCAAGUUGCGAGCUUUAGAGACACCUUAAAUCAAAUCAAGGCUAUGAUGGGAGGGGAAGAAGAGCUGAACCAUUAUUUAGCCAAUUCCUUAGUGGUAAUGGUCCUUGGCAGUAAUGACUACAUUAACAACUAUCUCCAACCUUCAUUUUACACUAGCAGUUACAUUUAUAACCCACAACAGUAUGCUGAUCUUCUCAUCAAGCUCUACACCAGGCAAAUUUUGGAACUUCAUAGCUUUGGAUUAAAGAAGUUUGUGUUGGGUGGAAUUGGACCAUUGGGAUGCAUCCCAAAUCAACUAGCUACUGGUCUUGUUCAACCUGGAAAGUGUUUCUCAUUUGCAAAUGAUAUUGUCGGAAUGUUCAACAUGAGGCUAAGAUCCCUAGUUGAUCAGUUCAACAGAGACUACAAUGGAUCUAUCUUUGUCUAUGGCAACAGUUUUGGUGCUGUCAUGGAUGUAAUCACAAAUGCCACUAAAUAUGGAAUAACAGUGACAGACAGAGCUUGUUGUGGAAUAGGGAGAAAUGAAGGGCAGAUCACUUGCCUGCCUCUAUCUGUUCCUUGUGCCAACAGGAACCAGUACGUCUUUUGGGAUGCUUUCCAUCCAACACAAAUUGUGAACCAAAUUCUAGCAACGAGAGCUUACUCCGGAACACCUUCUGAUUGCUAUCCUAUUAACAUCCAGCAAAUGGCUAAACUAUAA